This is a messenger RNA of Exophiala dermatitidis NIH/UT8656, 1184 nucleotides long. RefSeq lists its product as hypothetical. The transcript has 2 exons. Lineage: Eukaryota; Fungi; Ascomycota; Eurotiomycetes; Chaetothyriales; Herpotrichiellaceae. The coding region runs from base 524 to 1030 and encodes 168 amino acids. The record is from RefSeq and is a predicted model, not a curated record.
CUUGAGAAUAUAUUUUCCAUUCGGCGCUUUGUACUCCGCCAUAUUUGGCCGAGACCGGCGCUACGGAGGACUACUUCAGCGGUACCAUGGGACAACACCAGAUCCAGUGGGACGAAGAGAACUGUAAUUCGCACGCAUGUACAGUAUAUUGGUGGCUCUGCGAGAGAAGCGCGUGUAUUACACUGAUUAGGUAAGCCUUGCAAGGGAGUUUCAUGUUCUAUACCGAGCUUAUCUACUCCAUCACCAUUCUGUGGUCAUGCCCGCCCUCAGCCCCGUCACUGAUCUCCGCAUCGAGUGAUGACUAUGCCUCGGCGGCGUCUCAAAAGUGAAGACCUAGGCAGUCCCUGGGCAUGGAGGGGCUGUCUUCCUCCUUUAUAAAGUUAAGUUCCAAGUCUCCGUCGAUGGUGGCUGAGUGUACCUACAUACUGCACCCGAUUACUCUACACACAUCAGAUCUCCAUACUAAAUAAAAUAUAUCUGGCACACACUCUAAGACUACCUACCUAACCUGGUACUCACCAGCAUGACGAACGUCUUCGAAAAGCAUCGCGACAAGCUCGCCGGAGUAUGGACCCUAAUCUCCUGGGAAAUGUACGACUCGGAAGGACCUGAGGGCAAGCUCGUCUCCCGUCCACACGGCGACAAACCCCUAGGCAAAGUGGUCAUUUCCCAAUCAGGGUAUCUAUCCGCCAUUCUCGUUACGCCAUCAUGCUUAACGCCGCCACUGCCAUCCGAUGACUGGAGCCAGGCUUCGAACGAGGAUGUAUUGCGGAUUGGGCGGAAUUUGACCACAUAUGCCGGGCCGAUGGAAGUUCACGAAAGGGACAACAACUCAGGAGAAUUGCUCUGGCAUACGACUGUCGAGAUUGCCCACAAUCCAAACUGGAUUGGCAAGCACCAGACCAGGUUGGCACGGUAUAGCGAGGAGGGUGGUGUCUUGUACAUGACGCUUCGGCCUGUUAAGCCGUAUGUCCACAAGGAUGGAACCAAGACGUGGGGAGUGCUCAAAUGGAAGAAAGUUGGGCCGUAGGGUCAAACUAGUGGUUAUUACCAGGGUGGGUGAUGAUGAUGAUAUUCCAGGAAUCCUCCCUGCACGGGGUGGAUAGACGAGAUGUUUCGAAAGCAUCUGGAAUGACUGUAUGUAUAGCUGGCGAGAUGGAUGGCGAUCAAACAAAUAUGCUUCA